This is a messenger RNA of Bradysia coprophila, 623 nucleotides long. Its product is annotated as chromosome transmission fidelity protein 8 homolog. Lineage: Eukaryota; Metazoa; Arthropoda; Insecta; Diptera; Sciaridae. The record is from RefSeq and is a predicted model, not a curated record. Gene Ontology annotation, biological process: mitotic sister chromatid cohesion. Gene Ontology annotation, cellular component: Ctf18 RFC-like complex.
AACACUGAAUUUUGCGUAAACAAAAACGACUGGAAUCAGAUGAUAUUUUGGUUUAUUCCCGCCUUUAAUACUAAGUUUGAGUUACAAAUAAAAAUAAAAACAAAAGAAUUUCGUCAUGCCAAUCCUGAUAAAGACUGAAAAUCCAGAUGGACUGGAAAAUUGGGGUAUAAUCGAAUUGCAGGGUGAUUUGGAGGUACGUGGCAAUCAAAUAAUGAGCGGACAAUUCAUUGGCGACCUAUGUUUCGAUAAAUAUGGAAAGCCGAUUUUGAUCAUUGGCCAUCACAUUUUACACGGCAAAGAGCAAGCACUCGACAAACCAUUCGCAGUUCUACAGAAGAGGCACCACAAUGCAGUAGCUGAUGAUGAAGUCAAUAUGAACGAAACUAAUUUGGACGUAAGCAACAUAUCAAUGGGUCGAACGAUAUUGGAUUCGACUAUUUCUAUUGAACAUAAAACUGUGCAAAAGACCGAAUAUUAUGUGCAGGCGAUUGUUAGGCGAAAAAUCAUAUUUAAGUCUCGACCGAAACCAAUUAUUGCGAAUGUUGCGAAGAAAGUGUGAAAGUGCCGGUGUGGAAGAGAGAAAAUAAAUUUAAUUUAUCAAUGCAAAUUAGUAAGUUUUUGGA